Aspergillus vadensis CBS 113365 is the source of this 1937-nucleotide messenger RNA. Its product is annotated as sodium/calcium transporter. Gene Ontology annotation, molecular function: calcium:proton antiporter activity. Gene Ontology annotation, biological process: calcium ion transmembrane transport; intracellular calcium ion homeostasis. NCBI's taxonomy places the organism in Eukaryota, Fungi, Ascomycota, Eurotiomycetes, Eurotiales, Aspergillaceae. The transcript has 11 exons. The coding region runs from base 1 to 1707 and encodes 568 amino acids. The record is from RefSeq and is a predicted model, not a curated record. Gene Ontology annotation, cellular component: fungal-type vacuole membrane.
AUGCAUAUCUACAAACGACAUGCCAGGAAACUGGCCUGGUAUGACCAGGAGGGCGAACCGUCCUCAGUUAACCCGUUCAAGAAGUUUCGCAGACAGCCCCGACGCACCAACUCUAUCCAGCUGGAAAACCGACUCACCCCCGUCUUGUCCGAGGGCGGAGUACGCCUGUCCGAGGAGCGCCGCCGACGGAGAGACAUGACCGAUGGCCUGGUCGGCCCUGAGCACGCAGACAGCUUCCCUCCUCAGUCUGCUGGCACUGAUCUGGUUGGACGCGACAGCAAUGACAAAGUCGGCACCGACCCUUCCAUGCAUAGUCAAGUUCCAAUCAAUGUUCCGCGUCAGGACGAGCCCGAAGACCUGCAGGGUCCGCGAAAGAGAAGGACCUUCUUGAGCAACACCUUCAAGCCCGAAGAUGAUCAGUUGACUACUGAUUCGGGCAAGCCGAUGAAGAAGAAGCACAACUUCACCGUCAUGGGACAACUGAAGGCUACGAUCUUCAAUUCUUGGAUUAAUGUUUUGCUUCUGGCCGCGCCUGUUGGAAUUGCGUUGAAUUAUGUCAAUGGUGUUAGCCCAGUGGCUGUCUUUGUGGUUAAUUUUAUUGCGAUCAUUCCCCUUGCAGCCAUGUUGAGUUACGCGACAGAGGAGAUUGCCAUGCGCACGGGUGAGACAAUUGGAGGUCUGCUCAAUGCGUCAUUUGGUAACGCGGUCGAACUUAUUGUUGCCAUUAUCGCUCUGGUUGACAAUGAAGUCACCAUCGUCCAAACAUCUCUGAUCGGAAGUAUGCUCUCGAAUCUGCUUCUGGUCAUGGGCAUGUGCUUCUUCUUUGGUGGUAUCGACCGCCUGGAGCAGCACUUCAACCCCGUAGUUGCUCAGAUCGCCGCUAGUUUGCUAGCGUUGGCUGUGGGAAGUUUGAUCAUUCCCACGGCGUUCCACGCUUGGUCCGAUGCUGGCGAUACGGGCGUCGCACCCUUGUCACGAGGCACCAGUGUUAUCCUGCUAGUCGUUUACGGAUGUUAUCUGUUCUUCCAGCUCAAGUCGCACACAGAGAUCUACAACGCCCCCAGCCCCAAGGUAGAGAAGAGACGGCAAAAAAUCAACGAAGGUGAUGCCAGUCGUGGUAUCGCGCAGAUCGGCAAGAUGUCCGCCUCCAUGGCGGGUGAGCAUGCGCAGAACGUGAAAUUGCAGGAACCGGACGAUGAUGAAGAGGAAGAGCCUCAGCUGAGCGUUCUCGUCGCUGUCCUGACCCUCGUUAUCUCCACUGUUUUUGUUGCUCUGUGCGCUGAAUUUAUGGUUGACUCGAUCGACGCCCUCACCACCCAAGGACACAUCUCUGAGACCUUUGUCGGAUUGAUCCUUCUGCCUAUUGUGGGUAAUGCGGCCGAGCACGCCACCGCCGUGACUGUGGCAUGCAAGGAUAAGAUGGAUCUGGCCAUUGGUGUGGCGGUAGGAUCCAGCAUGCAGAUCGCGUUAUUGGUGCUUCCGUUGAUCAUCGUGAUUGGAUGGGGCAUGGAAGCAGGUAACGACGACAUGACUCUGUAUUUCGAUGCCUUCCAGGUUAUUCUCCUUUUUGUGGCUGUACUUUUGGUCAACUACCUCAUUGCCGACGGAAAGUCGCACUGGCUGGAGGGCGUAUUGUUAAUGAUGAUGUACCUCAUCAUAGCCGUGGCCGCCUGGUUCUACCCCUCCAAGACUGAGCCCAGCGCAUAGGGCAGCCUGCCAUAGUCAUACUAGUGGGAGCAGGAUGAAUAUUUUCUUCUUCGACGUGUAUAUUAUUGUCAUGAUCUCUUCAUUUCUUGGUUAUUUUAUUAUGUGAUGCCGGAUACCAACUGCAUGACUCGUCUUAUUUAGUUUGUCGAUAAAAAGUACUGCUGAUGGAAGAUACAAUGCAUUUUACUAAUGUCUAGCUGAUUCAAUAAUCGAUACUUCAUUAGUUGGGA